Danaus chrysippus (African queen) is the source of this 1974-nucleotide messenger RNA. The record is from the annotation of a GenBank genome assembly. NCBI's taxonomy places the organism in Eukaryota, Metazoa, Arthropoda, Insecta, Lepidoptera, Nymphalidae.
AUGGUGACACUGAUGCCGUGCGGGUUCCUCGGCGGCGCGUCGCGCUGCAGCUUGGACGAGCCUAAGGCAAAGCGUUCUAGACCCGACAACGGUACUGAUAUUCGGUUAUCAGGCGAUGUGAACACAAGUCCGUGUGACUCUGAGUCUACUUCUGAUUCUCCGCCGUCGCUGCUUCAAGAUGCAUCACUACCCGCGCUGCUAGUCUCCGGGUCUACAACACUGUUUCAAAACACGUCCACUGUUAGUUCUACCAACCUACCCUCCGUGGAUUCUCUAGGUUUACCGACUUCGGAAGUGGAGAGUUGUAACUUAGUGAACGGAUGCUCCACGAGCUCAUCCCUGGCUGGUCUGCCGCUGCCUCUCACCUCCUCUGGUGGUCUGUGUUCGACGACUCCAUCGUCAGCCGUCGCCUGGUUGAUGAAUGAGGAUAGCACGGCUAGUUAUAUUGUAGGGGGUGGAGUCAAGAGCGAGGUGCGCAGCCCGGGGCUGUGUGAGGCAGACGUGGCGCUGUACGGAGAGACGCUGCCCUACGACCAGAACACGCUGCCCUACCAGUAUUAUAAUAGUAUGCAGCAGUAUGGUAGUGCGGGAACAGCGUCUUCAUACGUGGGCUCGACGUUGUACAACCAGCCUUACGCGGCCUACCCUCCACCGCACAAUACUAAUAACAGGUCGUCGUGUAAAGCUACGCCCACAUAUUUGAGUUACGGUGUGGGUAGCGUCGGGACAGUACCUGGAAAUUUCGCAACCCAACCCUCGCCCUACGCCUAUCCGUCAUACAAUGGCGGACUCACACAGUCGUUUUCUAAUACGCAACAAGAUUACAGUAGUUACACGACGGGCUACGCGGACCAUAGCGUCGCUCAAUAUGGCGGGUACUAUGCAACACCAAGUUACUCACCUUAUGUCAGUUCGCCAAGUAGCAGUGGAAGUGCAGGCCAUACUUCUUAUCACCUUGGAGGCACUUUGUCAGAGUCUCCAUCAUCAAUUCUUCCAACACUGAAUGACACUCCACUGUCACCGAUCAAGAAUGAGGUCCAUGCAGCCAGUCGGAGAUGCAGAGAAAACUCAGGUGAGAGUACAGCCAGUAGAUCUCGUGGUCGUGGUCGUAGGAACACUUCUUCGUCCCCCGCGCAACAUGUUCCCGAGCCAGCCACGGACAGAGUCUUUAUAUGGGAUCUCGAUGAGACGAUAAUUAUUUUCCACUCAUUGCUCACAGGGACUUAUGCAACUAAAUAUAAUAAGGACACACAACAGAUAGUUCAAUUAGGUUAUAGAAUGGAGGAGAUGAUAUUCAGUCUUGCCGAUACACACUUCUUCUUCAAUGAUGUUGAGGACUGUGACCAGGAGCACAUAGAUGCUGUAGCAGCAGAUGAUAAUGGUCAAGACCUAUCAUCAUACAACUUCUCAUCGGACGGGUUCCACGCUGGCUCGGCUCCCAGCGGCGGGCUGUGCGCGCCCGGAGUGAGGGGCGGCGUGGAUUGGAUGAGGAAACUAGCCUUCAGAUACAGGAAGAUUAAGGACACGUAUAAUAAUUAUAGGAAUAGUGUCGGAGGUCUUCUUGGACCAGCUAAGAGAGAGCUGUGGUUACAACUACGAGCUGAACUAGAACAGGCCACUGAUAACUGGCUGACGCUCGCCUGCAAAUGCCUUAAUAUGAUCAACUCCAGGGAGAACUGUGUGAAUGUACUAGUAACCACGACACAACUGGUGCCCGCCCUGGCCAAGGUCCUUCUGUUCGGACUCGGCGGAGUCUUCCCCAUAGAGAAUAUAUACUCCGCCACUAAGACAGGCAAGGAGACGUGUUUCGAAAAGAUAAAGCAGCGUUUCGGUGAGCGCUGUACGUACGUGGUGGUGGGUGACGGUCAGGACGAGGAGGCGGCCGCUAAGGCUAAGAACUAUCCCUUCUGGAGGAUCUCGGGCCACUCGGACAUCGCCGCGCUAUACAACGCGCUCGACAUGGGCUUCUUAUGA